AUGGCGGCGUGCAAGUGGAGAAACUUCCAUUAUUAUGUUCUUGUUUUUUUAAUAUUUGUGAAAGAAAUAUACUUAGAAGAACAGAAUUAUCCAGAACAUUGUCUUAAAGAAGAAGAUUGUAGUCCGUCUAGUCCUUUAGUUCCGUGUGAAAAUCUGCCAUUGGAUUUUUUAGAUUGCGAAGCACCUCUCGAUUUAAAGGGAAAUGAAACAGCAAGAGAAGAAUUAGGUUAUGGAUGCACAAAGUUUGGAGGACAGAAGUACGAAGAUGUCCAAAAGACGGCAGUUAACUGCACAGUUCUUCUUGGAAUUGAAUGUCGAGGGAGGAGGAGUUUUAUGAAGGAGGGCUUUCCUUGCAUUAAAUACAGCGGCCAUUAUUUUGUAACUACUUUAUUAUAUUCGGUACUACUGGGAUUCUUGGGAAUGGAUCGCUUCUGUCUCGGGCACACCGGUACUGCGGUGGGGAAAUUGCUGACAUUGGGCGGCGUGGGCAUCUGGUGGAUUGUGGACAUCGUCCUUCUGGUCACCGGUUCUCUCGUACCCGAAGACGGAAGCAAUUGGGUUCCUUAUGCAUAAUUGCAUCUUCUUUUUGUAAAUUGUAAAUAUUGAUGUAAAUAUAUAUAUUUUUUUACCUA
Centruroides sculpturatus (bark scorpion) is the source of this 632-nucleotide messenger RNA. RefSeq names its product TM2 domain-containing protein 2-like (gene amrt). The transcript has 4 exons. Lineage: Eukaryota; Metazoa; Arthropoda; Arachnida; Scorpiones; Buthidae. The coding region runs from base 1 to 573 and encodes 190 amino acids. The record is from RefSeq and is a predicted model, not a curated record.